This is a messenger RNA of Candidula unifasciata, 3141 nucleotides long. Lineage: Eukaryota; Metazoa; Mollusca; Gastropoda; Stylommatophora; Geomitridae. The record is from the annotation of a GenBank genome assembly.
CCUACAGCCGAGACCUCUGACUUCACCACCAUGAGUGCACAUACAUACAGCGACCUGCAGGAGGAACAACUUAGAGAAACAGACCUAAAACUUAGUCAGCUGGACUCUGUUCGUACAGUUAGAAAGAGCCUGAUACCGGUCAGAUCUGCCUCACAUUCCCGCUACAUGAGAAGUCUCACAGACUCCUUUGUCCGACCACGUGGGCACGAGUGCGACGUGACCGAAAGAAUAUCCUCGGCCACAUCAGAUGUUGCUAACAUCAGCACACUUCCAACAGACAGCCGUGGGAGUGGGAAUAUAAAGAGCUGUCUUCCCAAAGCCACUGCUAAUCUCCACUCGCGAGUGAAAAACAAACAUGCUGCUUUGACCGGACAGGAGGGUCGACUUGAAAAAACGGAGACUUUGUGGAAUGCACUCAAAGCAAGCAGGGCAAAGAUGCCAGCAAGCACAGGCAUGUUUGAAGCUCAUCGGAAAAACCAUGGCACUCCUGGAACGGACAACCUCCUCGGAUCUUGGUGUAAACUAAGUUCUGGGGACAGUGCAGCCGAGGCAGCGAAAGGAAACUUUCAGAAUGCUGGUUGUUCGAAAGUCGAAGCAGAAAAUACCUUCCAAGCCCCUUCAGAUGAAAAUGACUGGCCGUUGCAAUGCUUCUAUGCAACAAAUAAAGAUCAGAACAUAAACCCUUCGUCUCAGUGGCAGUCAACCAUGAAAUGUUCAGAUGGUUGCCCUUCUCCCGCCCCAUUAUUCAAUAAACGGAAGUCUUUCACUACUGGGUUCCUUUCAAGGAAAAAGCCAGCUGUGGAGCCAUCCACAAAUCUCAAAGCUCUGAAUAUCUUCAGUUCAGUCAAACCAAAAGAGUUUAAUACAAAGAAAGAAACACAAGAUAAUGAAAUUCUUUCUGUAAGACAGCGAAGAUCACUUGGUCCACGCUCCAAAUCUUGUAUCCCAGUGAGAAAAAUGACACCAUCCAAUGAGAAGACACCCCAACAUAGUUUUAAUCAAUGUCAUGGGGUAUUAAAAUCUGGCACCUCAUCGGGCACGGUCGUCCAUGAAGGCCCCAGCACCGAAAGAAAAUCUGUUGGCAAGAAAGUAAUUGUCUCUCAGCUGGAGAAUCCAAGAGAUACAACAGUAGAGAUAGCAAUUCAGAGUAAAGCUCAAGAGGUCAAGACUAACAAACCUCCACUACCCAAACAGCGUUUCCGCUCACUUAUGUCCAACAUCAAAACCACCAUUUCCAAAUCAAGUCCCAGUCGAGAUAUUUCUGUAAAGGCACCUCCCUCUGCUAGACGUAUGCAGACAGUUUCUCCGUCUUCUUCAGUGUCACCCUCACAGAAAGCACCAUAUUCCAAACAGUUUCCCUGCACUAUAAAACAGCCAGUAAAUUCUGAACUGCAAACACCAAGAUGUCGUUGUAGGAAAAGCGCAGAUGACUCCGGUGUAUUGCGAUUAUCUGGCAGCAGAUUCUCUCAAGAAUCAACACGUUUGAAUAAAAGCAAGUCAACACUGGUGGCCUCUAACCACAACCAAAGGCAGUCAAAUCAACAGGUCAAUGAGAAAAAUAUCACAGGCAAACAGCCUGUACCUCAGGCCGAACCUGAACUCAAACCUCACAAAACAAACAGGGCACGUAACAAAACCAUGUCUCGCCCACAGCUUCAACCUGCAGGAAGCCCUGACAAACAACCAGGGUUCAUUCAACAAAGGCAGGAUAAAACAACCCAAAUUAAUCCAGGAAUACUUAAACAGACUCCUAAAUGGCCGCAACACCAGCAGAAACAAUCUAAACAAUACGACGCCGGCGUGUCUCCGAUAAGACAGCAAACAAAAAAUGCUAGCGGUGACAAAAAAACAACACCAAACUCAGACCCCUCGCAUGGCAAAAACUUUGCCACCCACGGCAAGAAAAACAAAAGGCUUAUGUCUGCGGUAGAAAAAACAACUUCUAAAAAAAAUGAGCUUAAUAGUGACAUGAAAACAGAGUCACAGAAACUUGAAAGUAAAUCCACACAAGACAGUAGGCCAGGUAACAAAGACCUUUUUGCAAAGUCUGAGGUUGUGAAAGCAGCACACUCACAUGAGAAUGAAAAGUCUCCAGUUCAUAUGUCAUUAGCAACAAGCCAUGGUCCCAGUGAGAAUUCCAAAACAUCCUGCAGCAGAGAACGGAAUCUGAAGCGUUCAAAAAGGUCUAAGUGUGGACAUCGUUGUUUAAAAGGGACUAGUAACCAGGCAUCUCUGGAUCCCGGACAGCAGUGUGCAUGUGGUUGCCUGGUAGCCAAGAACUCUGGUGGCCAAGGAGAUAACAGCACCCAGGUAGGCAGUAUGGAUACACUGAACACAGACAGUAACAGUAGCAAUACUGAUGGUGAGUGUGAUAAAAUGUGUCCAUGCGCAAGUCCUUCAUUGGGUAGAUCCCAGGCAAUUCAACAAGAUCCCAAGUCCAGUAAGAAAGUUAAUGAAAGGGAAAGCAAGCACAGAAGUGUAGUCUGGAAUAAGAGUGAGUCUGAAGUGGUAAUUCAAACAUCAAAAAGAAAAAGAGACAAAGAGAAACCACAUGUAUUGGCAGACAGUAAAAUAAAAGUUAAGACUGACAACUCUCUGAGACAUUCUGCUGUGGGUGGUCCUGAAGAUGCACAUGGUAUACCAAAAAAGCCAAAUAAACAUAUAUUCUCACCUCGUAAGUUUGAGACAGCUGGUCAUGUGGACUGCGAUCCUUUGUCGACAAGAAUGGCAACAUCGCAUCAAAGUGGUCAGCCUCAAGAAGACAGAAGCAAGCAGCAGACGUCGCCACAUCGAGACUGGUCAGCCAUCAAUUCAGACUUGGACAAACAGCCAGGAUCUCCUUCCUGGGACUACCAGCCAUCAGAAGUUGUUGAUCAAGAUGACGAUGACAAAAAAAUCCAAGCAGAUUUAGAAGAAACUCUAAUUAAACUCUACCAGGUACAGAACAGUCUUCACCUUCGUGUGAUUACUUUACAAGACAGCAUCAGGCAGCUCGGAGCAGGGCUGUCACUCCUGCAGCAACCUCACAAAGCUGACCCGGAGAGAGACUUCCAGUGGGAGGGGACUGUGUAUGAUUAUUUAAUGCUGCUGGGGUUCAUGGUGCUACAGUUCUGUAUCCAGUAUGUAGUCAUGAUCAGAUAA